Molecule: messenger RNA, 495 nt
Organism: Botrytis fragariae
Lineage: Eukaryota; Fungi; Ascomycota; Leotiomycetes; Helotiales; Sclerotiniaceae
Product: putative formamidase protein
Exons: 3
Coding region: 1-495 (164 amino acids)
Molecular function (GO): hydrolase activity, acting on carbon-nitrogen (but not peptide) bonds, in linear amides
Source: RefSeq, a predicted model, not a curated record
AUGUCCGGUGUCAUCACCAUCAAUUUUAAGGUGAUGAAAAAUGGUAUAGCAGAUCUUGGUAUGAAAUCACCAAUCUACUUACCCGGCCCCGUCGAGCCCCAUUACGGACCAGGAAGAUACCUUACCUUUGAAGGAUUCAGUGUGGACCACCAUGGUAAACAGCACUACAUGGACGUCACUGUAGCCUACCGCGAGACUAUUUUGCGUUGCAUCGAGUACCUACGUCGAUUUGGGUACUCUGACUACCAGAUCUAUCUCUUGUUAUCCUGUGCACCAGUACAAGGUCACGUCGCUGGAAUCGUAGAUAUCCCAAACGCAUGUACGACUCUUGGUUUGCCCAUGGAUAUUUUUGAUUUCGAUAUUUCUCCUUCUGGUCCUGCAAAGAAGCUGGAUAUGGGUAGCUGUGCCUUUGAGACCGGUGUUACCGAGGGCAAAGUCACAAAGGGUGGUGAGAAUAGUGAGCACAGCUUCGGCGGUGGUUUGACAUUCAAGUAG